Molecule: messenger RNA, 657 nt
Organism: Prorocentrum cordatum
Lineage: Eukaryota; Dinophyceae; Prorocentrales; Prorocentraceae
Source: the annotation of a GenBank genome assembly
AUGCCAUCAGUGCUUUGCAGAUCGCCCGUGGCCCAGUUCGGCUUAAGUUCGAUUCAGGGCGGCCGCGUGCCGACGGGAGUCACUGGGGCACCGAGUAGCGAACCCACUGGAGGCAUGGCUCGCCUCGCUCUGGCUCUCGCGCUGGUGCUGUCCGCGCGCGCGCUGGCGGACGAGGGCUGCGCCGCCGACGGCACGUGCCAGGCCGACGAGGCCGAAGCCUCCGCGCUGCUGCAGAGCUCGGCCGCGCGCAGGGCCGACGUGGCCCAGCACGGCGCCGCGAACGCCACCACCGAGACGACCACGCUCACCUGCUACCCGAACUACGCGGCUGCCACCUGCGGCGGCGCCAUGAAGUGCUUCCAGGACACCACGGGCUGCUCCACCUCCGGGGCAGGCGUGUGCUGCAAGGCGGCGGGCAACGGGCAGGGCCUCGCCCAGUGCAAGUUCUGCGGCGACUCGACCUGCGGCCCAUGCCCCGGAGGCCCCGCCCCGACCCCCACGCCUGCGCCGCCCACGCCGUCGGGCAACCAGGUCGGGGAGAUCUGCGACUUUUGGGGGAGCACUGGCCAGUACUAUGGCCCCUGCGCGCCCGGCCUCGUGUGCGCCCCCCCAGUCAACGCGGGGCCUGGCGCGCCCAAGGUCUGCACCUACCGCUAG